Molecule: messenger RNA, 733 nt
Organism: Thermothielavioides terrestris NRRL 8126
Lineage: Eukaryota; Fungi; Ascomycota; Sordariomycetes; Sordariales; Chaetomiaceae
Exons: 1
Coding region: 152-436 (94 amino acids)
Source: RefSeq, a predicted model, not a curated record
CGGAGUAUGUCUGGGCCCUGAGCCAUCUCUCGUCCUGCAAAGCCAAACCACAAUUCUGUCUCCGCUAUUUUCGAACCUAAGUCUCUCUUCAAGCCAUCAUCUUCCUCUGAUAACCUAAGUUCCGACAACCAACCCCAACCCAAAACUGAAGAUGACCGACAACAACAAGAAGACCACCUCGGGCGUGACCGGCGCCGGCAAGGCGGUCACCUCGACGGUGGGCAACACGGUCGGCGGGCUGGCCAACACGGUCGGCGGCGUGGUGGGCGCGGCGUCGCGCGGGCUCGGCGAGACGGUCACGGGUGCCACGGGCGGCCUCGGCCGGCCGCUGGGCGAGGGCGUCGCCAACAUCGGCACCGGCGUCGAGCGCGGCGCCGCCGACGUCGCUAAGGGCGUCAAGGAUGCUGGCGAGUGGAAGAAGACGGAUCCGAAAUAAAAGGACAGCACGUGGAGGAGAUGGGUCGGGUCUGGGAGGUGGUUUGGGGGUUUGUUCGUUUGUUCUCGGGGACAGGUUAGGGUGGAAAUUUGAGUAACGAGAGGGGAGUCGGUCUUGAAAGUGAGAUUCUGAGUUACUUGGUUGUCUGAAGAGAUUGGCACACGCGGUAUUCGUGCUACAGGGACGGUCGUUGAACGGGACUUGAUGUUCGUCUGUUUCAUUACCCUGCCUGCGUCAACAUCGGGCUCAGAAUGAGUGGGCAGUAGAUAGCUGGUCAAACCCAUCUUCCUCGAGAUA